Molecule: messenger RNA, 12931 nt
Organism: Hypoxylon fragiforme
Lineage: Eukaryota; Fungi; Ascomycota; Sordariomycetes; Xylariales; Hypoxylaceae
Product: PKS-NRPS hybrid
Exons: 8
Coding region: 698-12931 (4077 amino acids)
Biological process (GO): secondary metabolite biosynthetic process; fatty acid biosynthetic process
Molecular function (GO): phosphopantetheine binding; fatty acid synthase activity
Source: RefSeq, a predicted model, not a curated record
CCUACCUACAUACAUACCUAGGUACCCAAGAUAUUGCCAUAACAUUUAUCGGAAUCGCGAUCGUUGAAUUUCAUUGAUUGUUCUCAGAGCCUAGUUUCGGCCGAAGUGAAGCUAAAUCUGGCAUGAGAAUGGGGACAUAUGUGGUACCGUGGCGUACCAUCGGCGUACUGCACAGCUUUGUCAGCCCUGUCCAGAUCUCACCCCGAGAACCUAUUGACUCCCACCCUUGGCAAAUGACUGCGGACGGUUGCUCGCCACAGUUUCGGAGUACGUCUGAAAUGGUCUCCGGACGGGUCUCCGAUCGAAAAUGAAUAAGACAGCAACCAGUCUAGACAAUGGCUCCACCACAGCCGAUUGCGAUGAUUAUCCAAUAUCCUUACCUAGAGCUCGGAGAUGGGCGCCUGGGAUGUGUAAGGAUUUUGGGUUGGAUUCCCUAGCGCACCUGAGAUGCAUGGUGUGGGCGAUCGCAUAUCUCGGGCUGAGUCGUGUAUUACGUUCGCCUAGGUUAAUUUAUCGCGCCAGGUACUCUGAUUCGAUGCCUUUUAAGUAGUUGACCCGAGUAUAGAAACAUUUGAACGAUUGAAACGACAUCGUAAUUCCCCAGUGUUGCUGCUUCUUUACUGGACCACAUUUUAUAUUUCUGAGAUACCCCCUUUCUGUACCUAAUACCAUACCUACCUACCUACCUAUACUCACCAUGUCGUCGCCUCAUGAUCCCAUCGCCAUCAUUGGCACGGGGUGUAGAUUCCCUGGCCAGUGCAAUAACCCAUCUAAGCUAUGGGAUCUCUUGCGGAAGCCUAAGGACCUGCUUAAAGUGAUUCCAGAUAACCGAUUCAGUACAGAAGCUUUCUACCAUCCUCAGAACUUCCAUCAUGGCACGGCCAAUGUGCGGCAUUCCUAUCUCCUGGAAGAGGACCUGCGCAACUUUGACGCACAGUUCUUUGGCAUUAACUCUGUUGAAGCCCACUCUGUUGACCCGCAGCAGCGGUUGCUUCUCGAAACAGUAUACGAAAGUCUUGAAUCCGCCGGCCUCUCAGUGAAAGAGCUGCAAGGCUCUGACACGGCAGUCUACGUAGGUGUCAUGAGUGCCGAUUUUACUGAUAUGAUUGGACGCGACACCGAGACUUUCCCGACAUAUUUUGCUACGGGAACAGCAAGGAGUAUCCUUAGCAAUAGGCUGUCUUACUUCUUUGACUGGCAUGGCCCGUCCAUGACCAUUGAUACAGCUUGUUCUUCAUCUCUUAUCGGCGCAAUGCACCAGGCCGUGCAGACUCUCCGUGGAGGAGAGUCAUCCGUUGCAGUUGUAGCCGGAUCCAACCUGAUCUUGGGCCCGGAGCAAUACAUCGCCGAGAGCAAACUACAGAUGCUUUCGCCUACAGGCCGAAGUCGUAUGUGGGAUGCCGAUGCGGACGGCUAUGCUCGAGGUGAAGGCGUUGCAGCCAUCGUUCUCAAGAAGCUUAGCCAGGCUAUCGCAGACGGCGAUCACAUCGAGUGUGUUGUUCGCGAGACUGGUCUGAACCAAGACGGCAGAACUCCUGGUAUCACUAUGCCAAGUUCUUCCGCCCAAGCGGCGUUAAUCCGCGCAACAUAUGCCAAGGCUGGGUUGGACGUCAGCAAACGCGCCGAUCGUCCUCAGUUCUUUGAGGCACAUGGCACAGGUACCCCUGCUGGUGAUCCUGUGGAAGCGAAGGCCAUCACCGACGCCUUUUUCGGCCCGGAAUCCCAUUUUAAACCCAAAAAUUCUGACGAUACCUUGUUCGUCGGAUCUAUCAAGACUGUUAUCGGCCACACAGAAGGGACAGCAGGUCUGGCGGCCGUAAUAAAGGCAUCAUUGGCACUCCAAGCGGGUGUCGUCCCUCCAAACAUGUUACUAAACAAGCUGAAUCCUAAAAUCGAGCCUUUUUACGGAAAUGUGCAAAUUCUAUCCGCGGCACAGCAAUGGCCCAAGGUUGCAGAGGGCGGCGUACGAAGAGCGAGCGUGAAUAGCUUUGGCUUCGGAGGCGCCAACUGCCAUGCCAUUCUCGAAAGCUACGAGCCCAGCCUGAGAUCCCAGCAUCAGCCAUUUAAGAGGACUGAAACAUGUUUUACGCCGUUCAUUUUCUCGUCAGCCUCCGAAAGUACGCUUUCGGCUGAGCUGGAGAAGUACCGAGAAUAUCUUUCCGGAAGCGCGACUGUCAGGCUCGAAGAUUUAUCCUGGACACUUAGCAAUCGCCGGUCUACGUUACCUUGGCGGGCAGUUGUACCGGCUACUAGUAAUGUGGAGGACCUUAUUCAAAAGCUCGAGGAUUGCGUCGAAUUCACGAAUGAGUCCUCAUCAGCCAAGACAAGAGGCUCGAAACCUCGUAUUCUCGGCAUCUUUACCGGUCAGGGGGCUCAGUGGCCACGGAUGGGAGCUGAGUUGAUCGAGAAAUCACCUGCAGCAGGCAAAAUCCUUGCCCGUCUGGACAAGAGUCUCCAGUCACUCCCCAUUCGGGAUCGGCCGACAUGGUCGCUACGGGAGCAACUCCUCGCCAGUGCCGACUCGUCAUCGGUAGGCAUAGCUUCCAUAUCUCAGCCUGUCUGCACAGCUGUGCAGGUCAUGCUCGUCGACAUGCUGAGAGCGGCUGGCAUCGAGUUCUCGGGAGUAGUAGGGCACUCAUCUGGUGAGAUUGGCGCUGCGUAUGUGGCCGGCUAUAUUUCCGCUGAGGAUGCCAUCCGCAUAGCAUAUUAUCGCGGUCUCCACAUGAAGGCCAUCACUCAGAAAGGAGCUAUGCUUGCUGUUGGAACUUCAUAUGAAGACGCCAAAGAGCUGUGUGACCUUCCAGCGUUUGAGGGCCGCGUAUGCGUCGCGGCGAGUAAUUCUCCAGCCAGUGUGACGUUGUCUGGCGAUGCUGAUGCGAUUGACGAAAUCAAGACAGUACUAGACGAGGAGAAGAAGUUCACUCGGCACCUCAAGGUAGACCGAGCCUAUCACUCACAUCAUAUGACGGCCUGUUCGAGGGCCUACGUAGCGUCUUUGCAGCAUUGCGGCAUACGACAGCUACCUCAGACAGCUGCUAGAAAUUGCCGAUGGAUAUCUAGCGUUUUCACUCGUGAUAUCACGGAUAUUGCUGCAACAGACAGUCUUGAGGGCGAGUAUUGGGCCAGCAAUCUAACCAUGCCAGUCAUGUUUACCGAGGCGUUACAAAUGCUUCUUGGCGAAGAUCAAGACGGAGAGGUCUACGACCUGGCCAUUGAAGUUGGGCCGCAUCCAGCGCUUAAGGGGCCAGCGCUACAGACGAUCAAUGAAUGCCUUGGCGGACAGUCCAUCCCAUACACAGGCGUGCUAUCACGUGGCAAGGACGAUAUAGAGUCAUUCUCACAAGGUCUUGGGUAUAUAUGGCGUACCUGGGGGCCAGGGGCUGUAGACUUCACUGCCUACGGUCGCUUUAUGAAUGACGAACAGGGAGAACCAAGGAAUAUUCCCUUAAAGGGUCUCCCGACUUACCCCUGGGAUCACAACAGAAAGUUCUGGCACGAGUCGCGCCUCUCCCGUGCAUUCAAAACUAACAAGGACCCUCCCAACGAGAUCCUUGGGCGUCAGAUUCUUGACGGUGCUCCUGAUCAACUUCGUUGGCGCAAUGUCCUCAAGCGUAACGAGCUUGCUUGGCUAGACGGCCACCAGGUUCAGCGACAGACCGUUUUCCCUUGCGCGGGAUACGUUUCCGCCUGUGUGGAAGCCUCUAUGAACAUUCGCAGGGAUGCUAAUGUCCAAUCCAUCGAGCUCCAGAAUUUCGUGGUAGGUCAGGCUAUUGCCUUUAACGAUGAUGACUCUGGUAUCGAGACUUUGGUCGUAUUAGACAGUAUCAAGGAACUCGAAGAAAAAGGCAGCAGCAUAGUAUCAGCGAAGUUCGCAUUAUAUUCAUCAUCGAAUAAUGAGGUUCUGGACAUGACAACCCACGCCAACUGUGAUGUCCGAGUCACGUAUGGCGACAGUAGCCCGGAUCUUCUCCCACCCAAGUCUCAAGAGAAUGACGAAUAUUCCAUGCUAGAUGUCGAGGAGGAUCGCUUUUACAAUGUUCUCGACCAGCUUGGACUUGGAUAUACUGGCCCUUUCCGAGCGCUCUCAGACCUGAAGCGCAAAUUGGGCAAGGCUACGGGGCACAUCCAAAAUCCGGAACGCAGCGAACUUUGGCGAAAUCCUCUCCUCGUUCACCCGGGAACGUUAGAUGCGGGCAUCCAGUCCAUUAUGCUGGCUUACUGCUACCCGGGUGACACCAUGAUGCGCUCCAUAUAUCUUCCCACCGGUAUCCGCCGACUCAUCAUCAACCCAGCGCACUGUCGAACCUUUGCCGGUAAGGAGACAAAGGUUCUAUUUGACUCAGCAGCAUCGGUAGACACUUCAACCGGCCUAUCAGGGGACGUGAGCAUUUAUUCGCCUGAGGGCUUCGCUUAUAAGGCAAUCCAACUUGAGGGACUCCAGACGCAGCCUCUCUUCAAUCCGACCGAGGCGAACGAUCUCAACAUUUUCACCGAACUGGUAUGGGACAUCGAUCGACCCGACUCCAAGGAAAUCGUCGGCAAAGUCGAUGUUCAGGAGCUCAAUGCGGACCUGCUAUUUUCUCUUGAGCGGACCGCUUACUUCUACCUGCGAACAUUGGAUGAGGCGAUUCCGCGCAGUCAGCGUACCAACCUUGAAUGGCACUUUGGUCGCCUUUUUGCUUAUGUGGAUCAUGUUCUCUCUAGAGUGAAGCGCGGGGAGAAUCGCUUCGCUAAGCAAGAGUGGCAGCGUGAUACCAAGGAUAUUAUACUCGAUAUCUUUGAGCGAUACCCUGAUAACAUUGACCUGAAGCUCAUGCGCGCUGUGGGUGAAAACAUAGCCGCCGUCGUCCGUGGGGAGAUUACCAUGCUGGAGCCUAUGCUCCAGGACAACAUGCUCAACGACUUCUAUGUCGUCGCACAUGGCAUGCCUCGCUACACUACAUACCUGGCCUCUUUAGCCAGCCAAAUCGGGCACAGGUACCCUCACAUGCACGUCCUCGAGAUUGGUGCUGGUACGGGCGGUGCCACCAAAUCGUUCCUUGGAGCACUUGGCGAUAUGUUCUCCACUUACACAUUCACCGACAUCUCUGGCGGCUUUUUCGAGAAGGCAAAGUCCGUGUUCGCAGCGCACAGUUCGAAGAUGAACUUCAAGGUGCUUGACAUCGAGAAGGAUAUCGAAGAUCAGGGGUUCACGGAGGGCUCCUACGAUGUCAUCAUCGCGUCCUUGGUCCUCCACGCUACGCGCGACUUGGGACAGACUCUUCGUAAUGUCCGCCGCCUCCUCAAGCCCGGUGGCUACCUGCUGCUUCUCGAGAUCACGGAGAAUGAUCAGAUGAGAUUUGGUCUGCUCUUUGGUGGUCUCCAAGGUUGGUGGCUCGGCUAUGACGAUGGGCGAGCCCUGUCCCCUUGCAUUGGCAUUGAGGAGUGGUCGACAUACCUGAAGCAGACCGGCUUCUCGGGGAUUGACUCGGCAAUGCCGCAUGAUGAUAAAUUACCAGUUCCUCUCUCCGUCAUCGUGUCUCAGGCAGUAGAUGAACGGGUUGAGCUCCUGAAGCAGCCUUUACAGCAGCGAGAAACUAAUACACCCGUAGUUCCACAGUUGACAAUAAUCGGCGGAGGGGCACUGGCCAAAGAUGUCGAUCAAAUUCUAGGCACGUUCUGUGGCAGCAUCAACUUUAUUGAGUCUCUGAACCACCUAAGGCCCGACGAUCUUCCUGUCGGAGGCGCCGUACUCUGUCUUAGCGAUAUAGAGGAGCCGGUCUUCAAGUCCAUGGACGCAGAAAAGCUGAGCGGAUUCCAAACAGUUUUCAAGCAAUCCAGCAGCGUUCUCUGGAUUACUCGGGGUGUUCGCGAUGGAGACCCAUUCUCCAGGAUGGUUAUCGGAUUCGGCAGGACUAUUGUACUAGAGAUGUUGCAUCUGCGUUUACAAUUUCUGGACCUCGACACUAAUGCACCUCCUGAUCCUACCGCUAUUGCCGAGUCCCUGUUACGCUUUCACAUGGCAGAAAGCUGGGAGAAUGAUGGCACGGAAAAUACACCAUUGCUGAACUCCGUCGAACCCGAGAUGUACCUCGAUAAAGAAGGUAGGUUUUUUAUUCCUCGGUUCAAGUUGAAUAAGAGUCAAAAUGAUCGGUACAACUCGGGUCGUCGCGAUAUCACCAAGCAGAUCGCCUUCCGGGAAACCCCCGUUGAGCUUGUCUCGCCCAAGACGCAUGACGGAUCAUGGCGCUUAGUAGAGAGCAAGGCGAUGUCUAAACUAAAGGAAGGUGUAGAUAUAGAUGUCUUGUAUUCUGUCAGUCGGGCAGUGGAGGUGUUGAGAGGCACCUUCUUAUUCCCGGUACUAGGAAUAAGGCGAGACACUGCACAGACCGUGCUGGCGCUCUCGCCGAAGCAAGCCUCAAUCGUCAGAGUUCCGCAGGCUUUCAUCCUCCCUUCGCAGAUAUCCACAGAUUAUCUUCAGCUGUUCUACACUGAGCUUCUUGCCCGUGCUUCCCUUCGAGACGUCUCGGCAGGUACAGUUGUCAUUGCAUUGUAUCCGACUAGCAUACUUGGCAACGCAGUGGAGCGCAUUACUACAGACAAAGGAGCAAGAGUCCUUCAUCUCGCGGCCGAGCCUGGCACGGAAUGGGACUACAUUCAUCACAAGGCUACAAGAACGGAGAUACAGAACUGGGUUACUUUAAAGAUCGGAAACACUCCUCCAUCCGCCGUGUUGAUUCUAGAUUUCGGUGCGGAGAAGUCCCUCUCCGCAGGCCUCCUGGAAUGCCUGCCUGCAGAGAUUACUCAGGUGAAACUCGGUACCCUGCUCGCAUCACCCAUGGCACAUAUUGCAUUGGGUCUUUCAGAACAGGAAAUCAGGUCCAUCCUCGUCGAUGUCAAAUACUCUCUAUUGGCAGCGCAGCAAGCACACGAUUCUAGCCAAGCGCGCCAGGACUUGGAACUUGUUACCCUACAGGAUUUGACUACCAAGAACAUUGGCAACGUUGCUUGCGUGGUCUCUUGGCCACGCGAGCCUAGCACAGUUCCUGUUCAAGUCGAGCCUAUAAACUCCAAGGUCAAGUUCAGUAACGACAAGACAUAUUGGCUUGUCGGUCUUUCCGGCGGCCUAGGCCUUUCUCUCUGCGAAUGGAUGGUUAAGCAGGGUGCCCGGUAUAUCGUUAUCACCAGCCGAAACCCCAAGGUUGAUAAACGGUGGAUGGACAAGAUGAAAGGUUUAGGGGUGAAGGUUGAAGUUAUAGCCAACAACAUCUGCGAUCGAGAGUCUGUCCGGUCCGUCUAUUGCCGAAUCUGCCAGGAGAUGCCUCCUAUCGCUGGAGUUGCCCAAGGAGCCAUGGUCUUGCACGACACGGCCUUCUCCGAGCUUGAUUUGGAACGCAUCAACAAAGUCACGCAGCCCAAGGUAAAUGGAAGUACUUAUCUCGAAGAGAUAUUCCAUAAUAUACCUCUCGAGUUCUUCGUAUUCUUUUCAUCUAUGGCUUGCGUGACUGGAAAUCCAGGCCAGUCGGCCUACGCCGCUGCUAACAUGUUCAUGUCGGGUCUAGCCACUCAACGCAGGCGUAGAGGCCUCAAUGCAUCUGUCGUGCAUAUCGGCGCCAUCUUUGGCAACGGCUAUGUGACCAGAGAGUUGACUCUAGCGCAGCAAGAGUUCUUGCGAAAGGUCGGAAACAUGUGGCUCUCCGAACAGGACUUCCGACAGCUCUUUGCCGAGGCAGUCUUUGCCGGCCGACCUGAAAGCGGCGGCUCUCCGGAGCUUUCCACCGGUAUGAUGACGAUAGACGACAGCGAUGAUUUCAAGAAGACAAUCACAUGGUAUAGUAAUCCGAUGUUCCAGCACUGCAUCAAGGAAAGCCGCGAGAGCGAACUAGGUAGCCAGAGCGCGAAGGGCCGAGGCGUCCCGGUUAAGACACAGCUCCUGGAAGCAAUUAACCCGGCUGAAGUAUACGAGAUAAUUCACGAUGCCUUCGCUGCCAAACUACGGUCGAGUUUGCAACUCGAAGAAAACCAGGCUGUAAUAGAUCAAACAGCAGACACUCUCGGUAUCGACUCCCUCUUCGCUGUCGAUAUCAGGUCAUGGUUCAUCAAAGAGCUUCAGCUCGAGAUCCCCGUCCUCAAGAUUCUGGGCGGGGCAACGGUAGGUGACAUUCUCGAGACUGCGCAACAGUUGUUACCUAAGGAGUUGACACCGAAGCUGGACCCCAACGACAAGAGCGCAGCGAGGAAGCUGAAGCCACAGGCUGUUAGCACACCAGCCAAGGAAAAGCCGGCGGAUAAGCCCAAGGAGAAGAUAGUCGAAAAGACCCCGGCAAAGAAACCUGCACCCGGCGAAAAGCCUAGCCCCAGCAGACAUAUUGCCACGAAGGUAGAAUCUCCCGCCAAGAAAGUAGAAGCCGUAACCAAAAAGGCUGGAGCCGUCACACCUCCCUCGGUGCAAUGGAAGGGACUUCCUGAUGAACCCAGAACACCCGCUAGCGACUCAGAUAAUAAGUCACUGUCUAGUGACGACGGGAUUAAAGUCAGUGCUUCCAGUCUCGAUACGAGCUUCACUCAAAAGUCCGUCCCCUCUUCGAGUACAGGAUCGGAGAUCGACGCGUAUGGGGCCCAAUCCCAUGGCUCGGUGUGGUCUCUGGACACGGUGAAUAGCGAUGUGGCUGUUAGCAAGAAAAUCCCCAUCGGAUUUAGCCAGUCGCGAAUCUGGUUCUUGGAGAUGUACCUGAAGGAUCCUGCUUCGGCGCUCAACAUCACCUUGACCAUUGACCUCGACGGCUCUCUAGACGUCCAUCGGUUUGAGAGAGCCGUGAAGCUUAUUGGCCAACGGCACGAGGCACUGCGAACUCGAUUCGUCGCUGGUGAUGAAGCCGGUCAGCCCAUGCAAGAAGUCCUCGUUGACUCGACUUUAGCCUUGGAAAGACAUGAUAUCGCUAGCGAUGCUGAGGCAGAGAAGGUCUAUCGCGAGCUACAACAGCACAGAUAUAAGUUGGCAGAGGGUGAGAAUAUGAGAAUCAUUCUUCUCAGGAAAUCGUCCAAGUCAUUCUGUCUCAUUAUCGGAUACCAUCACAUCAACAUGGAUGGCAUUAGCUUGGAAGUAGUGCUUCGCGAGCUACAAAUGGCGUAUGACUCGAAGAGACUCCCGAGCGCUAGCAGUAUUCUCCAGUAUCCAACUUUCUCCGAGCAGCAGCACCGGGAAUUCAAGUCCGGAAAGUGGCGAGAUGAAAUAGCAUUCUGGAGGAACGAGUUUGCCGCUGGCCCGCCAUCUAUCCUCCCACUCCUGCCCCUAGCUAAGACCCGGUCACGCACUGCGCUCACAGCGUAUUCGAGCCACUUUUCGGAAUUCCGCCUCGAUCAGGAGGUACUCACUCGCAUCCAGUCCGCAUGUGAGGGAUCAAGGGUCACGCCAUUACAGUUCCACCUCACUGUCUUCUACACCCUACUGUCCCGACUGGUGGAUGUAGAGGAUAUCUGCAUCGGCAUCGCCUCUGCCAACCGGCAAGAUGCAGCGAUGAUGCAGAGUGUCGGCAUGUACUUGAACCUCCUACCCCUCCUUAUCAAGUCCCAGCCCAACGAGACUUUUGCCAGCACUCUGAAGCGCGUGCGCAGCAAGGCCAUGGCCGCGUUCGCCCACUCCAAAGUCCCGUUCGAUGUCAUCGUGAACGAGCUAGGCCUCCCGCGCGCAACUACGCACAGCCCCCUAUUCCAGGUCUUCGUCAACUACCGACCGGGCACAACGGAGAGGAGAAACUUCUGCGACUGCAGCAGCGAGGUGACAUCGUUUGAGCAAGGAAAUGCCGCGUACGACCUCAGCCUGGAUAUCAUCGAGAACCCUGGAGGGGAGUGCCGCGUUAUCAUGGCCGGCCAGUCGGCACUCUUCGAGCAAGAGGAUUUGGACAUGUUGAGAGACAUGUACCAACGCCUGCUGGUCACGUUUUCUCGAAACCAGGCUCUACGAUUGACUACACCGUCACUCUACGACCCAGAAGGGGUGAAAGAAGCGCUGAGGAUUGGACGAGGACCCUCACACACGCACGUGUGGCGAGAGACCUUGGUUCAUCGUAUUGAUGAGAUGGUCGAGCGGUACGGCGGCAGCCAAGCUGUUGUAGACGGCUCCGGAAGCUCUCUAACCUACUCUCAACUGGCGAGAAGAGUAAAUUCUAUUGCCGCUUCGAUGCAGGGUAUGAAACGUGGAAGCCGGGUCGGUGUCUACCUUGACCCUGGCGCAGACUGGAUCUGCUCCCUCCUAGCCAUUCUACGCCACGACGCAGUAUAUGUGCCACUCGACUCUGUUUCUGGGACUUCCCGACUGUCCGCUAUCCUCCAGGAUAGCAAGCCAGACUUGCUGCUAGUGGAUGACUCCACGGAGGCGGAUGCAAAGACUCAUUUCUCCCCCCUGCUAUCUGGUAGCAGGGUUCUCAACAUUGACAAUGUUUCCACCACCGCCGCUGGCACCUUUGCCAACGCAGCUAAGCGGGAUUCAGUCGCCGCGCUCAUGUACACCAGUGGUUCUACAGGGGUCCCGAAAGGGAUCAUAAUGAAGCACGCGUCCUUCCGAAACAACAUCGAAAUCAUGUCAGAGAAGCUGGGCUACAGUGAAGGCCGAAGUGUUACCCUACAGCAGAGCUCAUACAGUUUCGACAUGUCACUUUGCCAAAUAUUCUUAGCGCUUUCAACUGGCGGGACACUCCGGGUUGUACCGAAAGAUCUCCGACUAGACCCCGCGGCCAUCUCUUCGAUCAUUGCAAAUGACGCUAUCACUAAUACGACAGCGACGCCUUCGGAGCUCAUCAACUGGAUCCGCUACGGCGACAUCGAAGACCUACGCAAGUCAAGCUGGACAACUGUCCAAAGCGGCGGUGAGCCAGUCAGGGACAGUCUGAAGGUUGCGUUCCAGAAAGUCAACAAGCCGGAAUUAGUCCUACUGGACUGCUAUGGUCCGACCGAGAUUACGUUCUGCUGUCAUAGCAGGAAGGUCGACUACCAAGCAGAAGAGACUAGCUCGGACACGGGACUGGAAGUGCUGCCCAACUACUCCACUUACAUUGUAGAUGGUAGCAUGAAGGCCGUUCCCGCCGGCAUGCCAGGUGAGGUACUUAUCGGAGGAGCUGGCGUUGUCGCCGGCUACCUGCACACUGAGCUGAACACUCGCGGUUUUGCACAUGAUAGCUUCGCCUCGCCCGAAUUCCAUAAGCAAGGCUGGACACAGCUACAUAGGACAGGUGACUUCGGACGUAUCAGCAAGGCCAAUGGGCGCCUAUUGCUUGAAGGACGCGUAACGGAUGAUACGCAGGUUAAGCUCAGGGGGCUUCGGAUCGAUCUACAGGAGGUUGAGUCUGCCAUAAUCCAAGCCGCCAAGGGAAGCAUCGUCGACUGUGCCGUCUGUGUUCGCCAGUCCGAGACGGCAUCAGAUGAGUACUUGGUCGCCUUUUCCACCGCUGUUCAAACUUCCAGCAAGGAGCAGCUUGACCAAAUCAUCCACCAACUUCCACUGCCGCAAUACAUGCGGCCGGCUGCCCUGGUGCUCUUGGAAAAGAUGCCCACUAACGUGUCCGGCAAGAUCGACCGAUCUGCUCUCAAGUCUAUUCCACUCCCCCAGACCGGUGAAUCUAAUGCACUGGAGCUUCAGCAUUCAGGCGAUGGGCAUCUGAGCGACACUGAGUCGCGUCUUAAGCAAAUAUGGGAGAACGUUCUAUCCAAGGAGAUCCUGUCCCAACACCAAAUCAGCGCCGCAUCCGAUUUCUUCCACGUAGGUGGUAGUUCCAUGCUGCUCAUUAGCCUGCGAGCAAACAUACAAGAUGCCUUUGACGUGUCCGUCUCGCUCUUCCAGCUCUUCGAUGCCAGCACCCUGGGGGGUAUGGCUGCUCUGAUCGAUAGUCUUUCCAAUAAUAGCGGUGUUGAAUCAGCGCAAGUAGAACCGGUCGGUACUCUUGACAUUAAUUGGGAAGACGAGACCGUCGUCUCCCCAAGUUUGCUAAACAUCCCAGUACACAAGGAGUUCUUCACCAACCCAGAAGUCAUCAUACUCACCGGCGCAACUGGCUUCCUCGGCCAAGCGAUGCUUACGCGCCUCUUGAACGAUGGCAUUGUCAACAAGAUCCACUGUCUUGCUGUUCGGCAUGAUAUUCCACUAUUCGAUUCUCCCAAGGUCGUUGUCCACCGCGGCGAUCUAGCGCUACCAGGAUUCGGCCUACCCGAGGAGGAACUCGCCGGUGUAUUUGCCGAAGCCCACGCCAUCAUCCACAACGGCACAGACGUAUCCUUCGUCAAGUCCUACCACAGCCUCAAGCCCGUCAACGUCGAGGCCACCAAGGAGCUCGUCCGCCUCAGUCUACCCCACCAGCUAUCGUUCCACUACAUCUCCACCGCCGCCGUCGCAAACCUGACCGGCGAAGACAGCUGGGAGCAGCGGUCCGUCGGCGGCUUCUCGCCUCCCGCCGGAACCGACGGGUACCUAGCGACGAAGUGGGCGUCGGAGCGCUACCUCGAGAAGGUCAACGACCAAUGCGAGCUGCCCAUCUGGAUCCACCGCCCGUCCUCCAUCACAGGCCCGCAGGCGCCCGCCAACGACCUCAUGGCGAACCUACUGCAGUUCUCGCGCAAGAUCGCGGCGGUCCCCGACACGGGCGCGUGGAGCGGCUGGCUCGACUUUAUCUCCGUCGAGAAGGCGGCCAUGCAGAUCGCCGACGAGGUGUACGAGGACUACUCGUGGCCCGGGCACGUCAAGUACCUGUACGAGUCCGGCGAGCAGGUCGUCGCGCUCGAGGACAUGAAGGGCGUGCUGGAGCGGGAGAUCGGGUCUGCUGUUGAGGUGGUAGAGAUGGAGGAGUGGAUUGCUAGGGCCGCGCAGCAGGGCCUGAAUCCCUUGCUCGCAGAGUAUCUGAAGCAUGCGGCGGGUGCGACGCUCGUCUUCCCUAGGCUCGUGAGACAUGAGAGCUUCUUCUAG